CGAAAAUUCAAUGUUGACAACCAAGUUGGGCUCUGAAGUCUGAGCUGGAAGUUUGAGUUUUUUAUACAUACAACACAACACUCUUUGUAUCUCUAUCACUCCGGCGAUCCGAUCUUGUUUCAUCUUUUCCGGCAACUGGGCUUGGCUUUUUUAGAUAAGUUGUAGUGGUGCUAUUGACAUUGAGGAAUGGAUUUGGUUUCCGGAUAUAAGGGGGUUGUUGGGCGGAUGUUCGGAAAUGAGAACUCGGGGUCAAGUGAGGAUAGCUAUGUUGAACGGUUGCUUGACCGGAUAAGUAAUGGGGUCCUGGCAGAAGACAGGAGAAAUGCAAUUAUUGAAUUGCAAUCGGUUGUGGCAGAAACCCGUGCUGCGCAGCUAGCUUUUGGUGCAAUGGGCUUUCCUGUACUCUUAAAUGUCAUGAAGGAAGAACGUGACGAUGUUGAAAUGGUUCGGGGGGCUCUUGAAACUUUUGUGAGUGCAUUAACUCCAAUUGCUCAUGCAAAAGGUCCUCCAAAUGAGGUUCAACCAGAUAUAAUGAAUACCGAUUUGCUAUCAAGAGAAGCAGACAGCAUUUCCCUUCUUUUGAGUUUGCUGUCAGAGGAGGAUUUUUAUGUCCGGUAUUAUACGCUGCAGCUUUUGACUGCCCUUCUCACAAAUUCCAGGAAUAGGUUGCAGGAAGCUAUUCUCACCACUCCUCGUGGUAUAACUCGCCUUAUGGAUAUGCUUAUGGAUCGUGAGGUUAUACGAAAUGAGGCAUUGUUACUUCUUACGUACUUGACGCGGGAUGCUGAGGAAAUUCAAAAAAUUCUUGUCUUCGAAGGUGCUUUAGAAAAGAUUUUUAGUAUUAUUAAGGAGGAAGGAGGUUCAGAAGGUGGUGUUGUUGUGCAGGAUUGCCUUGAGUUGUUGAACAAUCUUCUCCGGAAUAAUACAUCUAAUCAGGUAUCGCUGAGGGAGACAAUAGGUUUUGAGCCUUUGAUAUCUAUUUUGAAGCUGAGAGGAAGUGCAUACAGCUUUACCCAACAGAAGACGAUAAAUCUACUCGGUGUGUUGGAAACUAUUAGUUUGUUGAUAGCGGGUGGUCCAGAAAUGGUGCCAGGAAAAGAUGCUAAUAUUCUGACAAAUAAGACGGUGCUAGUUCAGAGAAAAGUGCUGGACAAUCUUUUAUUGUUGGGAGUUGAAAGCCAGUGGGCUCCUGUUGCUGUGCGGUGCGCGACCUUUCGAUGCAUCGGUGAUCUGAUAGCUGGACAUGGGAAGAAUCUUGAGGCUCUUGCAAGAAAAAUUCUUGGAGAAAAGCCACACGAAGAAUCUGCCUUAAACUCUGUUCUCCGAAUUGUUUUACGAACUUCCAGCGUACAAGAAUUUUUAGCAGCUGACUAUAUCUUCAAGUGCUUCUGUGAGAAUAACCCUGAUGGUCAAAUGAUGCUGGCGUCCACUAUAAUCCCUCAGCCACAUCAAGUGGCACAUUUUCCACACGAGGAAGAUGUGAACAUGUCCUUUGGAAGCAUGCUGUUACGUGGUCUUACCCUCAGUGAAAAUGAUGGUGAUCUUGAGACAUGUUGCAGAGCUGCUAGUGUUCUUACCCAUGUAAUAAAGGAUAACAUAUCUUGCAAGGAGAAGGUUUUAAAAAUUCAAACUGAAGCAGCAAUGUCCCCACUCGGAACACCAGAGCCCUUGUUGCAUCAGACAAUGAAAUACUUGGCUGUUGCUUCUUCCUUGAAAGGGGGUGAUGGGAAGUCAAGUAUCUUGUCAAAUUUUCACUGUCAAACAAUCAUCUUGAAAUUGCUGAUCACAUGGCUUUUUAAUUUUCCAAGCGCAGUGCAAUGCUUCCUAGAUUCACGUCCUCACCUUACUUAUCUCUUUGAGCUAGUAUCCAAUCCAGACACAACUAUGUGGAUAAGAGGGAUGGCUGCAGUGUUAUUGGGAGAAUGUGUUGUUUUUAAUAAUAAUUCUGAUACAGGAAAGGAUUCAUAUAGCAUAGUUGAUUCCAUUAACCAGAAAAUGGGACUAACAUCCUACUUAUUAAAGUUUGAGGACAUGCAGAAGACGUUUCGUUUCUCAUCUGCAAAGCCAGACCAGCCACGUAAACCUCUGUCAAGAUCCAAUGCUGCAAGUAUGUCAGAGAUAGAAGAUGUUGAUAAUGAUAUUGAAGAAACUGAGGAAAGAAAUGAGGAAGAUUCUGUACUGUCAUCAAUAUUUGAUUCUAAAUUUGUAAACUUUAUUAAGAGUUUGGAAGUUGAUAUCAAGGAAAGCACAUUACAGAUCUAUACUCAACCAAAGAGUAGUGUAGCAGUAAUGCCAGCAGAACUGGAACAAAAGAAUGCUGAAAAUGAUGCUGAUUAUGCCAAAAGGCUGAAAGCAGUUGUUAGGAAACAACAUUCAGAAAUCCAGGACCUUCUUAACCGGAUUGCAACCGGCAACUCAUCGAAGACAGGUGAUGCUGCUGGCUUACCCCCCUCUGAACAAAAAGUGGUUGGAAAUUCAGAAGAGACACUUAGGAAACAACUUCAAGAGGUAUCAGAGCAAUUGGAAAUGGUCAAUAUGGAGAAAAGCCAGACCGAGUCUGAUCUGAAGAGCUUAUCCGAUGCCUACAAUAGCUUAGAACAGGCAAACUACCAAUUAGAAAACGAGAUCAAAGCCUUAAAGGCCGGAGGAGCUACGCCGUUUCCAGAUAUCGAGUCCAUAAAGGCAGAAGCAAAGGAAGAAAGCCAGAAGGAGAGCGAAGCAGAAUUGAAUGAUUUGCUUGUGUGCCUCGGGCAAGAACAGAGCAAAGUCGAGAAACUGAGUUCAAGGUUAACAGAGUUGGGUGAAGACGUUGAUCAAUUGCUUGAAGGUAUUGGAGAGGACGCGGAGUUGCCUGAAGACGACGAAAGCGAUGAAGCCUAACCGCGUAAUCUCCCUAUUUACUUGUUCCUUCUUUUAAUGGUAGCCAAUUACUGCUUUUAAUCUUUGUACAUUAUAUUGGUUAAUUGUAAAUAUGAUUCACAGAUUCUAGCUUCUUUCUUGGACC
Daucus carota subsp. sativus is the source of this 3004-nucleotide messenger RNA. RefSeq names its product golgin candidate 6. NCBI's taxonomy places the organism in Eukaryota, Viridiplantae, Streptophyta, Magnoliopsida, Apiales, Apiaceae. The transcript is spliced from 20 exons. The record is from RefSeq and is a predicted model, not a curated record. Gene Ontology annotation, biological process: vesicle fusion with Golgi apparatus; endoplasmic reticulum to Golgi vesicle-mediated transport; transcytosis. Gene Ontology annotation, cellular component: Golgi stack; endoplasmic reticulum; ER to Golgi transport vesicle membrane. Bases 187 to 2880 code for a protein of 897 amino acids.